This is a messenger RNA of Mesorhabditis spiculigera, 1566 nucleotides long. Lineage: Eukaryota; Metazoa; Nematoda; Chromadorea; Rhabditida; Rhabditidae. The record is from the annotation of a GenBank genome assembly.
AUGACCCCGGUGACACCUGGAAAAGGCCGUGCCGUGAAGCGCCGCUGGCCUACUGACGACAAUCCGACGGAUUCGGAAGAGGAAGGACACCGUCAAACAAGACCCGUUUGCAAGAACUGCAACUAUGCCAUCUGGCGCGAUGAACCUAGCCGUCUCGCUCUGCACUCGUCGAAACACCUCUCCUUCCGACCCUGGAAGUGUUCUGUCUGUACCCAUACUGCGAAACUGAAAUUCGUUGUGAAGAGCCAUCUGAAGACCCAACAUCAAGGAAACGGCCGGGCCAUCGAUAAUCGCACUGCUGAAUACUACGAUGCGCUCGAGGCGAAGAUGAAAGCCAACUUUCCAGUUCAAUCAAAUGCCAUCGCUAAAUACAUUGGAGGACAAAAAGAGGCAUUGGGAUUUCAAGAUGCAUCUGAUCAUGAAGAUGGCAAUCCGCACGACGGUCGAAAAAUCCUCGUCUGCAAGGAAUGCCGACAUUCGAUUGAUUCAACUGAGCCUUGGCAUCUCGUUGCGCACUCGGUAGCGCACCUCGCCUUCCGACCCUGGAAGUGUUCUGUCUGCACCUAUACUACGAAACUGAAAUCGAACCUGCAAAAGCAUCUGAAUGAGCAACAUCAAGGAAAUGGCCGGAUCAUCGAUAAUCGCACUGCCGAAUACUACGAUGCCCUCAAAGCAAAAGCCCAAGCCAACUUUCCUGAUCGCGCAAGGGCCAUCGCCAAGCACAUUGGAGGCCAAAGGGAGACAUCGAAAAUUCAGGAUGAAUCCGAUGACGAAGAUUCCACCCCAGAAGACGACCCACCAAUUGUUCAUCUCCCGGCUCCUGACAUCAAAAGUCUCGACAUUCGGCGAAACGUGCAGACCAAUCCAGAAGUUGCAUCGUCAAAUGCUGGUACGAUCAAGCAAGAAGUGGUGCCAGACGCUGUUCCACCACGAUCCAAAGAGAAAUCGACUCAUCGAACCUUGGCCGAUACACGACGUGAAGUUAAGCAAGAGCCACUAGAUGUCGAAAAUUCUUCAUUUGAUUUUCAUGUCGUAAUCGAGGGAAGUGAGGCGGAUGCUCAUGCUGAUGCUCAUGCUCCAACCAGCCACCACAACGAGCAAAAUGUCCGGAUUGGUGAGAAAGACCAAUCAUCCUCGCCUACCCUUCAUCCAAUCGAUGUCAAAGAAGAACUUCUAGAUGAAAAUCCAACCGAAGAGCCGAGACGAAUCGAUAAGAAGAAGAAGAAGAAGUUCAAAAGAGGCCAGGAGGACUGGGCAGCCGAGCCCGUGCCCCAAAUCGACACUGACCACAGUAUCGACAAGCGCGUCGAGGAGACCAUUAUGACAGUGAAAUUGGGAGGUGCCAAGAUGGCCUCGGACAUGGCCAGAAUGCGCGCUGCAAUGAGGGAGACGAAAUCUGACGUGGCUCGCAUGCAGACAAACAUGGCACUCCUGGAGACCCUCUCGGAAACGCGGAAUGCCGAAAAUCGCCGUCUGAAGCAGGAGAACGACCAGCAAGCCGCCCAGCUGAAGAUGCUAAUGGAAGAAGUGACGGCGCUGAAGGAGCGCAUCCAGAAUGGCGGAUGG